Messenger RNA from Prionailurus viverrinus (fishing cat), 3309 nucleotides. It is a transcript of the gene CD83, whose product is annotated as CD83 molecule. Bases 97 to 699 code for a protein of 200 amino acids. NCBI's taxonomy places the organism in Eukaryota, Metazoa, Chordata, Mammalia, Carnivora, Felidae. The record is from RefSeq and is a predicted model, not a curated record. The transcript has 5 exons.
GGAUUCCCCCAGCCCAGCGCCCGGGGAAGUCCCGGUGCGCGCGGGUACAAAGAGAGCGGCGCCGCGGAGCGCGCCACAGGCCGGCCGUCCCCAACCAUGUCGCGCGGCCUCCGGCUCCUGCUCCUGAGCUGCGCCUGCAGCCUGGCGCCCGCGGCGCGGGUGGUGAAGGUGGCUUGUUCCGAGGACGUGGACUUGCCGUGCACCGCCCACUGGGACCCGCAGGUCACCUACACGGUCUUCUGGACGAAGCUUACAGACGACGGCGAGGAAAGGAUAGAGAUGCCCCUGGAGGGUCUGUGGUACCACCAGCAGAAGGUUGGCUCCUUAGAAGCCUCCGGUGAAAGGCUGUACUCCCUGAAGAUUGAAAACACUACCAGUGUCGACUCAGGGACAUACAGGUGCAUCCUGGAGGAGCCAGAAGGGCGGAGAAACCAAAGCGGCACUGUGACCUUGAAAGUGACAGGAUGCCCCAAGGAACGCAAAGAAGACACUUUUCAGAAAUACAGAGCCGAGAUUGUACUGCUGUUGGCUCUGGUCGUUUUCUACUUAACACUCAUUAUUUUCACUUGUAAGUUUGCACAACAACAGAGUAUUUUUCCAGAUUUUUCUAAACCGGGCACGCAGCGAGCUUUCCUCCCAGUCGUCUCCCCAAAUAAGCAUUUGGAGACAGCGACUCUUCACAAGACGGAACUGGUAUGAGCAGGAUUUCUGCAGGUCGUUUUCUCUACAGUCGAAGAAAGCUCAGCGGUGUGCCCGGAUGUCACGCUGGACAAAAGCGGAGUAAGCCCCACACCGAAGAGGGCGUCCUUCCCGGGAGGUCCUUCCAGAAACUGCAGGUCACAGCCCGCUCUUUGUGAGCAGGACUUUGGGAACCGGCACAGGACCACGAAGCAUGGGGCCGCCUGCAGGGAAGCUCUCUGCUUCUUCACAGCUAACUUCUUAGCAUUUUAUUCAGCUAUCUGGUCAACCCCCCAGAGCUCUUUUCAGUCCCACACGAGCUAUGGCGAGACGCAGCUGGAAGAGGGUCUUGGGAAAUACGGACGCCCAGAGCCGGCCCUGUGACAGACUCUUGAGGACCGUGGUCUUCUUCACAUCUGGGAAACAUCUCUCUUUGAGUUUGCCGCGUUGUCUUGUGCUAGCCCAGAUGUUUUAUGUCUGGGAGAAGUUGACGGGCCAAACUGUGAGACAGCGGGGGAUAUUUAGCGAAUCGUGUCCCGGUGUGAAGGCCCUGCUAUUACUAAGGAGUAUUGUGUGUACCUAGAAGUAACAAGUUGAUGAGCUGUUCCCCACUGGAGCCUUUUCAUACGGAAAGACCCACAUAAAGAAGCAAUAAAGAAGACGCCACAUUUGUUUUGGUAUCCGUAGAUUCCUGCCAAAGAAGCACUGGUUUUUUUUCUCUCCUUUUGAAAUCUGUGUCUACGGUUAGAUAUCAAGGCUCACAGCACAAGUAACCUCAGUAUGGAGAGAACGAAGUCAGAGAGGAUGACCCCAGGAUCGUGAGCUAUUUGAUGCCCUGACGAAAAUGCCGGACAAAUCAUGCCGUCUGGGUUCCGACCCCAGGUGUCCCACUGCCAAGCUGUAUGAUCUUGAGCAGGGUCUUUGUGAUUUCUCUUUUCUCAGUCGUAAACCAGAAGGUGGUUGUAUGAAUUGAUUGUGACAGUGUAUGUGAAAAUGCUUUGAAAAAGCAUAAAGCACCCUAAAAAUUUGAAGCUCCAUUGGGUCACUAUCCUUAUUCUUACAGAGGUGUUCUGGGCAUGAGAGAAUGCUUUUCAUUCAUUCUCAUGUCUACCAUUAUUCCAAACAAAGAAGGCCAGACAUAAGACCUUUCCGUAGUCUUCUAGGAGUUCUUUUGGGGGAGUGAGGAGACCAGGUCAGCGAAGCACCAAGCCAAAAGUACUCCAAGAUAUGGACACACAGGAAUCACGGGGCCCUGGGGAGAAGAGAGUCCACAGGAUGUUCCAUUGACAUUUUGACAGUUGGUGGGUAACUCUUCUCACACUGGGCCCGUUCCCUACUUGUUUUCUAAAGCGAUUUUAUCCCGUUGGUAGUGUGUGCAUGGUCCACACUGAUACUAGAGAGGGAAAGAAAGGGCAAGAUGCUUCAGUGUUCUUGCUUUUUUGUCAUAGCCUUCAUGCCAUUAAGGGGCUGGAUGCGAGUAGCGGUGUUUUUCUUUUUUAUAUUUAAAACUACUCAUAGAACUUUGGGAUAAGCGCUAGGAUGUCUGUAAAGUAAUUUGAGAACCAGAACCCAAGGUGAAGUUCUAGAGGUGUAACAUUGGCUGAGUCCUUCCUCUGAGAGGGAGAGGAUUUAUGGCAGGUAGACCUCUAUGAAACAGCGCCCCCUUCUGCCCAAGGAUGCCCCUGCAUCUUGCCACUGGGUAGUGCAUGAUUAGCUUGGCCACAUGUAUGACUGCCGGUCACGGGGGUGGAGAAGGGGGUGGAAAGAGGGAGGGUUGUGAUUUCAGAAGGAUGUGUACAAUCAGGGUCCCUGUACCUGGGAUUCGUGGGGUUUCACUCAAGAUUCUCAAAUAGGUCCAUUAGCCUCAAAAUGAUAAGAACAAUCCAGGACAAGUGGUUAUAAUAGUUAUAAAAGUAUUAUAGAUCCUUUUUUUCAUCAUAGAUGAAUCCUCUUUGGAAAAUGGCUCUUUAUGAAGAUGAAUGCUUAUAAAAUUUCUGUAAAAGCUGUAGAUUCCCCUUCAGUGGAAUUAAGUCCGUUCUCAAAUGCUUUACCAGAAGUGCUGGGGAGACCAUUGGCAUGGCCAUUAAGAGCUCAGAGUUCAUACUCAGCCAGGUUUGAAGCCUAGAUUCAUCACUCAAGUUUUUGCCACUCUGGGCAGGAGACAGACCUCUCUAAGCCUCAGUUGGCAGAUGUUUAGAAUAAGAAUAAGGACAGUAUCUGCCUAAUAGGUUUGUUGUGAAGAUUAAAUGAGAUAAUGUAUCUAAAGGCUGAGCCUGAUAUCUGGCAAAUAGUAAGCCGUUGAAUAAUCUUGGAACAAGAAAGAGCAAAGAGGCAACACAGAAGGUGCCAGUGACCGUGAAUCUUGAACAGACAAAGUGGUUUUGUUAACAGGAAGGAAUUGAAUGGGUGGGGGAGUUAUGUUGCUUUCAAAGGAUUAAUACCCAAUGAAACCAAAUUUUUCAUGGCCAUUAAGGUUAUAGUUCAGGAAAGACCAGGGAGGGGGCCGCCUUUCAUUAGCUUGAACUGACAAGUUAAAAACAUAAUGCAGAUUUGAAAUCCAACUUGACAUUUCGCACCUAGUCUUUGGCAUGAGAAAAGGGGUGUGUAUGUGUGUGUGUGUGUGUGUGUGUG